CACGGCAGCCUGAGGCCUUAUCCACUUCUCAUCUCGACUUCAACCUCAACUUCUCCCCAACUUCCCCUCAUCUACAUCAAACCUCCAUUCUCUCGCUCCCCUCAACUGGCGCGAUCUCGGUAAUUUUUAAUAAACUGUUAUCGAACUGUUCUUGCAGACUCGUGAUCCCCAUUCUAGAUCAAUUACCCAUUAUCACCCCUCGUGCGGGGUCCUCACCAUGGCGGACCGACAGGCUGUCCAGCAGAAUGUCAACUCUCUACUCUCCAAGCUCGAUGACCCUGAUCCGGACAUGAGAUACAUGUCGCUGAAUGAUCUUCUCGGCAUCCUGAGCGCUCCCACUUCUUCCUUCCUGUCCCACGACCAGCAUUCCUCGUCGCGCCUGGCGGACGGCCUCCUCAAGGCCCUGGACGACCAACAUGGAGAUGUCCAGAACCAAGCCUUGAAAUGUCUCGCCCCCCUCGUCGUUCGACUGCCAACCGACAGCCUCACCUCCAUCCUGGAACAGCUCUCCGCCCUGACGGCCUCUCAGACCGUCGACACUUCCGUGCCCAACACCGCCCUAAGAACCAUUGUUACGGCCCUGCCCCGCCCCCAGACCGGUCAGCCACCGAGCUCCGAGGCCGCCUCCGCGUACGCCUCCAUUGCCAAGGUCUUGAUUCCGCGCCUGAUCGGGCCUACCCCAUCCCCCUUCAGCCGCCGGGGUUCCACCGUCAAAGGCAUGCUGGAGAAGGACCAAUCCCGGGGUUUCAGCAGUGAUGCCAUCGAUGUCCUCAUUCAGGUCGUCACCUGUUUCGGGGCUUUGUUGAAGGACUCCGAAUUGACCGGCCUGAAGGCCUCGGUCAUGUCCAUCAUUGAUAAUGACACGGCUGGUACCGUUGUCACCAAGAGAGCGCUGGCUGCCAUCUCCGCCCUGGUCCUCCACUUCUCCGACGCCCAGCUGGGUACGUUUGUGUCGGAGCUCGUCGAACGUUUCAACUCGCCGCAGUUGAGCAUCGUCCGUCGCCGCCACCUGAUCGCCGCCGUCGGCAGCAUUGCCCGAAGCGCCCCGGCCAAGUUCGGGCCGCACCUACCCACGCUGGCCCCGUUUGUGUUUUCGGCGGUGGGUGAGACUGAUCUGAGUCAGUCGGUCGACCGACGAUGCUGCAACUACUUGCUGAAGCUAGACCAUCCGGUACUUGAUCGUACAUGCCGUUUUCUCAACCUUGACACGGCUGGGCGUUGCUCCCACGCAGCUUCCCUUUCCAUCUUGGAGCACCAUGUCGCUCCUUCCAAAGAACAUUACCCCCGGGUGAUCUCCCAUCCCCUUCACGGCACCGUGAACCUCUUCGCCCUCUCAUCCCAUUCUUUCUUCGUCAAUAUGCAUCUUUCUACCGUCCUUGCCCUAUCAGGCAUUGGCUUACUGGGAUGCACGACUGCUCUCCAUAUCGCGGAGCUUCCGAAUACCAAGCCCUACAAUGUUGUGCCGGUGUCGGGGGCCACCAGCUCCCCCAUUACGUUGACUCCACGUGCGGAACAAGCCCGAUGUGGACCUGGAUUCGGCCAUUGCACGGAUGGCAACUGCUGCUCCACCGCAGGUAGCUUCUCCACAUCUCACUGCCGCUCGCCGGACUGUCAGAUUGACUUUGGUCACUGUGACGCACUUGAAGUCCCCGGCGGCAACCCCACGGACGAUGUGCCUCGACCCAAACUUGGCAGUGUCCCAUACGGUCCGCAGACCAUUCGAUCCUGCACCAAGCAGGGGGUGGUCGCGCUUACCUUCGACGACGGGCCUAGAGAACACACCAAGGACCUUUUGGACCUGCUGGACCGGUAUAAGGCUAAGGCGACCUUCUUCGUCACCGGAAACAACAACGGCAAGGGGGAGAUCGAUUCUCCCGACCAACCCUGGGCUGACCUGAUUCGCCGCAUGGUGAACAGUGGCCAUCAACUGGCAAGCCACACUUGGUCCCAUCAGGAUCUCAACAAAAUCACCCACGAGCAGCGUCUGACCCAGAUCCUGUUCAACGAGGCUGCCCUUCGCAACAUCCUGGGUAGUUUCCCGACGUACAUGCGGCCACCAUACUCGAGCUGCACGUCCCGGACGGGGUGCCUGGAUGACCUCGGUGUGCUAGGCUACCAUGUCAUCUUGUACGACAUUGACACCGAGGAUUUCCGUCAUAAUUCCCCGGAUCAGAUCCAGAGAUCCAAGGAUAUAUUCAACCAGAACCUGGACAAGAAGAAGCCAUCGUGGCUCGUCAUCGCGCAUGACGUGCACGAACAGACCGUGCACAAUCUGACUGAACACAUGCUGCAGCGGUUGGCCCACGAUGGGUUCCGAGCCGUGACCGUCGGCGAGUGUCUGGACGAUCCACCGGAACUCUGGUACCGCGCCGACGACGGUGGCAAUGGUCGGCUUUCCUUGAAGAGUUCCGGGAGUUCUCAGAGCUCCAAGACAGGCUCUACGCGCAAUGGCAAACCUAAGAAUGAACCAAAGCUUACGACGCACAUGGGAAAAUCGAAGCAUCAUCACCAGGCAGCUAAGUCGCAGGCUGCUCCCGUGGUGCAGGUCGGACUCGGGGUGAUGGGACUGGUUUUGUUGGCGGCGAUUCUGGUUCAGUGA
Messenger RNA from Aspergillus campestris IBT 28561, 2599 nucleotides. RefSeq names its product chitin deacetylase. Bases 218 to 2599 code for a protein of 793 amino acids. Gene Ontology annotation, molecular function: hydrolase activity, acting on carbon-nitrogen (but not peptide) bonds. Gene Ontology annotation, biological process: carbohydrate metabolic process. Lineage: Eukaryota; Fungi; Ascomycota; Eurotiomycetes; Eurotiales; Aspergillaceae. The record is from RefSeq and is a predicted model, not a curated record. The transcript has 5 exons.